UUUUUUUUUUUUUUUACCUGUAUUUUUGCCCUCCAUGGGCACCUGUAGAUAGAUGUACAUAAAGAAUUAUGUUACGCUGGCUGUGGCUAUUUGGCAACAACUAUUUUUUGUGUCUACCCAGAAUACGGGUCGGGUCGUCUCCGUCGCUAAACGGAGAAUUCCCGCAGACAUCAUCAUCUUCCAACCUUCUCAUCCACAAGAACAAGAGCUCCUCUCUAUCACCACGGAUACCCCACAAAAUGUAAAUGUAUCUCCUGCGAGAGAUAGCAAUGGACUCUUCCCGGAAAACUCGGAACCGGGUAGCUUGUAGACGCUGUCAGCGACGGAAGAUCCGCUGUGAUGGAAAUUUGCCUUCUUGCGGAUCCUGCCAGAAGGCAGGGGUUCCAUGCGUGAAUGAUGGAAAGCAAGAAGUUCAUCGCGUAUACAUCGCGAACAUGGAGCAUCGAAUACGGUGGCUGGAAUCACUAGUACGAGAGAACUGUCCUAAUGUUGACCUGAGCCAAGGACCGGGAAAUGAGCGGCAGCUGGAUGACCGAGCACCAACCGGAACACCAGGCGACCAUAUCGGCGUCGAAUCUGCAGCGCAAAGUCCCCAUCCAGAGCCCAGGGGGCAUGUGGACGACGAAAACACAACUUCCCAACAACUAAGAGAUCAGCCAAUAGCACCAGUUACGACAAGAGCAGUACAUGACGAGCCCCAGCAGGCACAUGAGAUCGGGUUGGUGUCUUUGUCGUCUGGCGGAGAUCCUCGCUACAUUGGACCUUCCAGUGGAUAUUUCUUUGCAAACCGCAUAUUCUUCAGUGUCGGUCGCCGCAGCAAUCAAAGUAUAGCAACGGCGAAUAUUUCAGGUUCAACUUCCCUGUCAGCUGAGCUGCUGAAUAUGCCUGCCUCGCUGCCACGGAAAGAAAGCGCCGUGGAGCUAUCGACGAGGUACUUCCAGAGCAUUCAUUUCAUGUACCCAUUUCUGCACGAACCGUCCCAUAUGGAGACCAUCGACCGUGUCUAUACGUCUCGAGAAGAGAACCCAUCGGAUAUAUUCCAAGUUUUCAUGGUCUUAGCAGUUGCAGCGUUGAACCUCUCCCGCCAAUGCAAGGUUCACCUCCCAGUGGAAGGUUACUAUACCGCAGCGAUGAAGUAUGUCGAUCACAUAUGUGGUGAUACCUCUAUGGCAGGGUUGCAAAGCUUGCUCCUUCUUAUGGUGUAUGCAUUACACAAUCCUUCAUGCAGCCUCAACAUCUGGAAUCUUAAUUAUCAAUGUCUUGCAAGCCUGAUAGAUCUAGGGCUCCAGCGUGACGUACGGGCAUCGCCGUCUUUCCAGAUUUCAGUGCUUGACCAGGAAAUGAGAACCCGCGUUUUCUGGGUAGCUUAUACAUUCGACCGGGCGAUAUGCACAAUGAUGGGCAGGCCAAUUGGGGUAAGGGACGAAGCGUGUGAUUUGAGGUUUCCGAUGGAUAUCUCAGAUCGCAAUCUCGUCAACCCCGAUAAUGCCCAGCGAGUCGAGCAAGAGUCAUCGUCGCAUCUAUCACAUUCGAUACACCUCUUCAAAUUAGCUCGGAUGAAUUCGGAAAUUAAAUACAUCAUGCAUAGCAUCUCUCGCGAUACUCCGGCGUACGCCUAUCCGCCGGUCAUGGAUAUCUUCGCUUGGCAGCAAGACAUGAUACAUUCUCUCCAGGACUGGCUUUCUAAAAUACCACGCCCAGUGGAUAACGGCGACGAUAAGAUGGUGAGACUCUGCAAGAUUAAAUACCAUGAAACAAUGAUUUUAUUACUACGACCAAGCCCGGGUAUCUCAACUCCAUCAGAUCAAACUCUCGAUAUCUGUUUCCACCAGGCUGUUGAUUUAAUUCGAGGACUUGGUGAGUUGUACCGAUCUGGGAAUCUUUUAUACAGUCGUCUAGUCGUCCACUCCAUAUUCCUGAGUACGCUGGUUAUGCUCCAUUGCAUCUGGAAGUUACCAGAGACUGCAGCGAAAUGUCAGGUAGACGAGCUGGUAUCCGACAUCAACAUAUCGCAAAAUAUUUUGAGUAGUAUUGGGGAGUACUGGACUGAAGCCAACAGAGCGCGUGAUUGCAUUGGUGAACUAUCCAGUGUAACCAUCCAAAGGCUCCUGAAAAGUGACCCUACCGUAGGUCUGAGAUCGUCUCCAAUCCAGGUAAAUAGGCGUCCUCGAAUUAGCGACUCCCGGGGCCCAGAAAUGGUUGGGAAUUAUCGUGCGCACUUUCAGGAUCAACGUGAUAUAGCCCAGGAGAACAACAGCAUAGGUGUCGAGGGCUCAAAUGCGCACCUCAUCUACCCAAUCCAGUCUCAAGACGAUACGGGCGUUAGCUAUGGUCCCGUGAACCUAUUUGAUGACUUCUUACAGGGAGGAUUUCAAGGCUGGAGUGGCAUGUCGGACAUUGACGGCCUUAUGUGGGAGUUCUUCCACUAGCUCUGAUGGACACUCCAGCAGGAUAUGGAAAUAUGAACAAUAAUAUUAUUGUUUGACUCUAUAGUGUAUAUAACACAGGCCCUAUAGCCUUUCAGGUUAUGUAUUAUAAUUCUAUGCUGUCUUCGAAAUCGGAAAAGCGCACAUGUAUUCAUCCUCCGGGUCAACCUCAAAGUC
Molecule: messenger RNA, 2603 nt
Organism: Aspergillus wentii DTO 134E9
Lineage: Eukaryota; Fungi; Ascomycota; Eurotiomycetes; Eurotiales; Aspergillaceae
Exons: 4
Coding region: 246-2429 (727 amino acids)
Biological process (GO): positive regulation of transcription by RNA polymerase II; DNA-templated transcription
Molecular function (GO): sequence-specific DNA binding; DNA-binding transcription factor activity, RNA polymerase II-specific; zinc ion binding
Source: RefSeq, a predicted model, not a curated record